Drosophila willistoni is the source of this 1607-nucleotide messenger RNA. RefSeq lists its product as uncharacterized. The coding region runs from base 319 to 1122 and encodes 267 amino acids. The record is from RefSeq and is a predicted model, not a curated record. Lineage: Eukaryota; Metazoa; Arthropoda; Insecta; Diptera; Drosophilidae. The transcript has a single exon.
GUCGUCAACUUGCCACAGAAUAGAUGUCAGCCAUCAUUGUUGUGAAUCUUUGAGCUGCUCCAAUAUAAAUUUCUCAGUUUCAAAAUUUUCGUUCAUAAAAUCUACAAUCUAAAAAAUAAAAUUUUUUGGCCCAUACCGCCACAAUCGCAACAACGCGCCGGAAAAACAAAAAUUUAAAGUCUAACAACUGCAACAAAAUUUAAAGAGUAUUUUUGUUUCAUAACCACAGACUAAUUGAUUCGUUUUCUUGGUUUUUGGUAAAAAGUACAAAAUUUGUAGUAACUUUAAGGAGAGCGAGAACAAAAAAAAUUGAGCAGAAUGUCAGUCGUCUCAAAGAACUUGCGGUCGAUCAAAAGCCUGAGCCAAAUUGGACUGGCCAAAAGCAUGUUCAUAGAGGGAGGAGUCAAUGGAUUGAUUAUCAGAGAUAUAUCCAGCCGUCGGCGUGGACUUCCCAGAUGUCCACCUCAGGUGUCCACCCAGAAUCAACAGAGACAUUGGAAUAGCGAUUAUAAGGAGAACCGAUCCAAUGCAAAUCCGAUAAUGCGUUAUGUGGCCCCAACACGGCGCAACAACAUCUUGACCGCUCAGAAUGCAGCCAAACAGCGUCGUCAUCAGGAGUACAAUGAGAUGAACAGAAUGGACGAUGUGAACAGAGAAAACAGGAAUCGCCUCAAGGAAGUGCUAAUCAGAGGGCAGAACCGGACGAACUUAACCAUUUCAGAAGAAGAGGCUCGUCAGCUGGCCACAAAUGAGGGCACCACGUCAUCAACUCUUCCUUCAGAAGAAAUGGAUUUGAAAAUUGACAUCGUUUCGACAGACAAAAAGAAGCAGCCUCAAGACCAAAAGCGAAAUUCCAACCCAAUGACAAAAAUGAAUACGGCAGAGGAAGAUCUUCGCACUGUACGCGAAACAAUCUUUGGUUCCGUAGACGAAGAUGAUGAAGAUUCUCUUACCGACUGUCUGUCCGAUGAUCUAUUCAAACGUGUUUCGGCCCAGAAAAUACAUCUCAAGGAAGCUGUCAUUUGCAAGAAGGUUCGCUCACCGUAUUCAUCGUAUGUAAACCAUCGUAAUCGUUGGGCCGAGUUCCGUCAUAGCAUGAUCUAUGGCCGUGCAUCAUUCUAAACACCAGGACUCAAUUCGGAUAAUUCACUUAAAAAAAAGAAAGAAAAAAAUAAUAAUCAGGACUCAGUUUGGACAAUUCACUUGAAAAAAGAAAAAAUAAUCAGGACUCAGUUUGGACAAUUCACUUGAAAAAAGAAAAUAAUCAGGACUCAGUUUGGACAAUUUGCUUUAAAAAAAAAAACGGAACAACAAUACAAUGAUGUGUCUUCGGUGUUGAUUUUUUCCAAAAUAUAUCCCAUAAAAUUUGCAAGACCUAAAUGCGUUCGGAAAAAAUAAAAAUAUCAACACAAAAUCUGGGAACUUUUCUUUGUUAAAAAGAGGUUUUCAAUGAGAAUAUUUUAUAAGUAAAACAACUUCAUUUGGAUACGGAAUCACUUUGGGACAUAGUGAAAACAAAAAUACUGACUAAGAUGUGUAUGCAAUUUAUAAUUUAUAAUCUGUUUAUCAGAAAUUUCUAUCGAUAUUAAAAUUGCAUACAAAUGAAA